Molecule: messenger RNA, 255 nt
Organism: Salpingoeca rosetta
Lineage: Eukaryota; Choanoflagellata; Craspedida; Salpingoecidae
Exons: 3
Coding region: 1-255 (84 amino acids)
Source: RefSeq, a predicted model, not a curated record
AUGUACAGGCGCCACGACCAGUUGGAGCAGCAGCUUGCAGUCAAUGCACGCCGCGUGUACGGUGAACAGCUGAGGGCAGACGCAGAGCGCAGGCGCCAGGUGCAAGAGGAAGCAAUGCAAGAGAAGGAGAAGGACACGCGAAUGGUGAAGAAGAUCUUGAAGGAAUACCAGGAGGACGUGGCCAACGAGAAGCAGUUUAGGAAGCAGACCCACGCCGUCCGAAGGUCGCCAGCAUCACAUUUGCGCGCCUCGUGA